AUGGAGGAGCUGGACGUCAUGGAGGACGGAAGGAAAACAUCAUCAAGGCUGCAGCCAGGAGACUCCCAGACGGAUGCGGCUCACCUGUACCCCCCUCCUCCAUCCCCUGACCCGGUCAGCCCACUGACUCACCUGGGGACGCUGCUGGCUGGACACGACGCAGCGAGGACCGGCGGAUGGGACAGGAGGCUGGACCCAGGGGGGCAGGGCUGCCGGUUACCAGGCACCACCAGGGAACCAGGGAGACAGCCUCACCCAGACCAGAGCGUCACCAUCCUGCAUGCCAAGGUCGCUCAGAAGUCUUACGGCAAUGAGAAACGGUUCUUCUGCCCUCCACCCUGUGUUUACAUCAGUGGUCAUGGAUGGAGAGUCAUGCAGGACCAUCUGAAAGCGGCCGGUUAUGGAGACGCGGUGUAUCGAGUGUGUGGUUACAUGUGUCUGGACAGCUCCUGUCAGUCGCAGACAGACACAUUCAAACUGGUCUUCGAUGAACAGCCAAACUCCAGGGUGAGUAUGUUUGCCUGUGCCAAGUCCCUGUAUAUAUCCGACCAGGACAAGAGGAAGCAUUUUCGCCUGUUGCUCCGCCUUUUCCUGGGCAAUGGACAGGAAGUGGGUUCGUUCCAGAGCAGGAUGAUCAAAGUCAUCUCCAAACCCUCCCAGAAGAGACAGUCCAUGAAGAAUGCUGACUUGUGUAUCUCGUCAGGCUCCAGAGUGGCUUUGUUCAACCGUUUACGCUCCCAAACAGUCAGCACACGCUACCUGUCAGCAGACAGAGGGGGCUUCAUAGCCAGCGCUAGACAGUGGACAGCAUUCACCAUCUCCCUGGUGGAGGACCAGUGUGCUGACCAAAGGGACUUUGUCCUGAGUGAGGGCUUCAUCUGCUAUGGCUGUGUGGUCCAGCUCGUCUGUACUGACUCGGGAGUAGCUCUGCCACCCUUGGUGAUCCGAAAGGUCAACAAGCAGCACGCAAUCUUGGACGUGGACGAGCCGGUCUCCCAGCUGCACAAAUGUGCCUUCCAGUUCAGGGACGACCCACAGACUUACCUCUGUCUGUCCAAUGAUACCAUCAUACAGCAUCAGGCCGCAUCCAGUGUCAGAGACCAAAGCAAAGUGGUGUUGAACGAUGGAUCCUGUUGGACCAUCAUCGGAGUAGAAGCCGUGGAAUUCACCUUUAAUCAGGGCUUGGCGUGCAUUCAGACACCAGUUAGCCCUGUGCCUGUUAUCAUUGGGAUGGAGGUGAAUGGCGGAGGACACGUUGCUAUGCUGGAGAUCCAUGGAGAGAACUUCAGCCCUCUUCUCAAAGUCUGGUUUGGCAACAGUGAGGCUGAGACCAUGUUCAAGUCGCCCAAAUCUCUGCUCUGCGUGGUUCCUGAUGUCUCUGUCUUCAGUGACGGCUGGCACUGUCUGCGACGCAUCAUCACCGUCCCACUGUCUCUGGUCCGUUCGGACGGCCUGGUUUAUCGCACGUCCUUCAGUUUUACCUUCACCCCUGAGCUCCAGCCGGCUCUGCCUGCACGAGGAGCAGGAGGAGGAAAGAGGGAAGAGGAAAUGGAGGGAGGCCAGGAUGGUGACACCCUCUUAGACUCCAUCCACCAAGAGUUCACCAGAGCCAAUUUCCAUCUGUUCAUGCAGAGCUAG
This is a messenger RNA of Myripristis murdjan (pinecone soldierfish), 1638 nucleotides long. RefSeq names its product recombination signal binding protein for immunoglobulin kappa J region-like (gene rbpjl). The transcript has 12 exons. Gene Ontology annotation, molecular function: RNA polymerase II cis-regulatory region sequence-specific DNA binding; DNA-binding transcription activator activity, RNA polymerase II-specific. The record is from RefSeq and is a predicted model, not a curated record. NCBI's taxonomy places the organism in Eukaryota, Metazoa, Chordata, Actinopteri, Holocentriformes, Holocentridae. Bases 1 to 1638 code for a protein of 545 amino acids. Gene Ontology annotation, biological process: regulation of transcription by RNA polymerase II. Gene Ontology annotation, cellular component: nucleus.